Messenger RNA from Megalopta genalis, 8290 nucleotides. RefSeq names its product Insulator su(Hw) mRNA adaptor (gene Isha). NCBI's taxonomy places the organism in Eukaryota, Metazoa, Arthropoda, Insecta, Hymenoptera, Halictidae. The record is from RefSeq and is a predicted model, not a curated record. Gene Ontology annotation, molecular function: RNA binding. Gene Ontology annotation, cellular component: nucleus.
CCUUUCGGGAAAUAGCGUCGCCAUCUUGAGUGGCAUGGCCCAGCUAGACAGUGCGCCCUGAGCAAAGACAUGCGAUUUAUCGCGAAAACAUUGAACGUCCCGAGAAUCACGGAUUCCUGUGAAUCAUAGCAGAUCCUUGGUGCUUCGCACCUUCAUCAAAAUGGAGGCGGUUAAGGCAUUUAAUGCGGAGCUUUCAGCUCUUUACGAUGUCAAACCACCAAUUUCUAAGGCCAAGAUGAACUCUUUAACUAGGGGCGCAAUUAAGGCAAUCAAAUUCUAUAAACAUGUUGUGCAAAGUGUUGAGAAGUUCAUUCAAAAAUGUAAGCCAGAGUACAAAGUGCCUGGACUGUAUGUUAUAGAUUCAAUUGUACGCCAGUCUAGACAUCAAUUUGGAGUAGAGAAAGAUGUCUUUGCUCCACGUUUUGCUAAGAAUAUGCAAACCACCUUUUUGAAUCUUCUGAAAUGUCCUCAGGAAGACAAGAGUAAGGUGAUUAGAGUUUUAAAUCUUUGGCAGAAAAAUGCAGUUUUCCCUUCUGAGGUUAUACAGCCUUUAUUCGAUCUUGCGGACCCAAAUCAUCCAAUUCAUAAAGAGCAAGCAGUUAACGCAAAUGGUACACUGAAUACUUCUUCAACAAAUAACACAAGUAAUACAGGUACUGCUGUUAAAACACCUCCCUUAACUGUAAAGAAUGCAGUAAAAGAUCAGAAGCUGUUUUCCUCUGCAAAGACAAUUGAUCCUGUUUGGCUUGCGCAAACGAAAAUGGAAACAGCAAAUAUAGUAAAUGCUAAUAAGCUCUUGGGCCAGACAAAUGCAGGUCAAAUGGAUGCGUCUUUUCUUGAUCAACUACAACAUUUACAACAAUUAUUGCUUAAAAAACAAGAGGCAGCAAAUGAACAAAAAACUUCCGUGAAAUUUGAUAAGAAGCUGCUAGAUUUUGAUUAUGGCGAAGAAGAAGACGAUGACGUUGUUGUUGCGAAUUCUCCAGUGGCAACAACGGCGUCAAAUGCUGGCCAACACAACGUUCCUACAGGAAAUAGUUUAGAAAGUCUUGGAUUUCUUCUAACAAAUCCAGAGGUUUUAAGACAGCUUCAAACGUUACAACAAACAAUGCAAGGAAAUGCUUCUUCAUCGCAACAUGAAAUGGAAGAAAAGAUGAGGAAACUACAACAAAUGAAGCAACAGGAGGAAGAGUUUGAUAAACACCUAGCACAAACUGUUCCUAAUUUACCAUUUGCGUCGGAAUGCGAAUUAAAACCGUCGGACAUUUUGAAACCAAAUCAACAAAACACAUACACAACAAAUGUAAGUAGUGGGGUCAUACAAGAUAUGAGUCAACCGCCACCAGGUUAUCCACCGGCUCUACCGUAUGCCUCUCAACCUCUGUCAAAUAUUAGGCAAAUUAAUCAACAAGGCCAUCAGAAUCAAAAAAGUCCGCUUCUCGAUGAACGACAAGACACGCAAGAUUAUUCAGGAAAUGGUGCAAGGCGAGAUAGUAGCAGUGUAGAAAUUGUAAAUUGUGAUAGUGCGAGAUCACAAAGCAGAUCUCCUGAUCGAUAUAGGCAUCACAGUCGAUCUAGAUCACCACGACAUAGAGAUAGAGAUAGAGACAGGGAUAGAGAUCGAGAUCGAGACAGAGAUAGAAAAUCCCGAUCGAGAAGCAGGUCCAGAAGAAGGAGGUCUCGCUCUAGAGAUAGAGGACGUGAUAGAAAACGCGAUGAUAGUCGAGAAAAAAUGACUGAAGAAGAACGAGAGAAGGAAAGAGAAAGGCGUAAACGAGGCCUGCCACCAAUUGUGAGAGAUAAAUUAAGCGUUUGUAGUACAACGCUUUGGGUAGGGCAUUUAUCUAAGUUGGUACAUCAAGAAGAACUUUCAGACACUUUUGGAGAAUUUGGUGAUAUUGUCAGCAUAGAUUUAAUUUCACCUAGAGGUUGUGCUUUUAUAUGUAUGAAUAGAAGACAGGAUGCAUAUAGAGCUCUUACUAAACUUAAAAAUCACAAAAUGCAGGGGAAAGCAAUCACUUUAGCCUGGGCACCAGGAAAAGGUGUAAAAGGGAAAGAAUGGAAAGAUUAUUGGGAAGUUGAACUGGGAGUUAGUUAUAUCCCUUGGAAUAAAUUAAUUAACGUUACUGAUCAGGACCUAGAAUUACUUGAGGAAGGUGGAAUGAUUGAUGAAGAUACCCUGCCGCCUAAUUUGAAAGGUAAACUAAAGCAUUCCGGAACAAAUGCAGACAUACUUCAGCAGCAAUUGCAAUUACAGCAACAAGCUUUGGUUGCAGCUGCCGCUAUGCCAAGUCUAGCUGAUGGUAUUGUGAAUGUAAUGCAACCUACAACUGCCACUCAGCAGCAGCAGUCUCAACAGAGUCAACAACAAGGUCAACAACAGCAGCAAGUGAUUGAUACAAGUCAACCACCCCCCAUUAGACCUCCUACGUCAGCUGCACUUCUGCCACCGCCAAAUACCCAACUACAAAUGAUGCCACCUGCUUUCACAAUGCCCGGAGUCCCCCGCAUGCUUGGACCAAUGGGAUUACCAAUGGCGCAUAGCUUGAUGCCGAAUGUUCCAAUAGGUGUACCACCGCCAAAUAUGCAAAGUUUGUUAGGACCGCCAGGAAUGAUGCAAACUAUGCUUACACCACAAGUUAAUUCACCGUUUGGAGCUGGCGUAGGUGUCGGUUUAUUGACUCAAAUACCUCUGCCAGCACCUGCUGCACCUUCUGAUAAGCCCAAUUCUACUGGUAUGCCACAUAAUGUUCCUCCAAUUGGAGUUCCGCCACCAACAACGGAAACGGGAAUGCCAAAUCUGCCAAUGUUACGUCAGCCUUACGGUGUAGGGCCUUCUGCUCCUUUACAAAUGCAACUACCUCAACAACAACAUUCUGCGGAUGAUAUGGAUGUAGAAAUGGAAGACGCGAUGCCUCAAAGUUCGAAUGGGGCUAAGAAUAAGGGCAACUUAAUUGACCAAUUAUCACAAAACGACGACAGGCCAGAUGGUGAUCAACAAUCAGAUCAACAGCAUCGGGAUUACAAAGAAAGAGACAGGGAACGAGAAAACAGAGAGAGAAGAGAUAGAGAAACACAUUUGUCUCAUAGAGAUAGAGACAACAAUGAUUCCAGAAUGGAUCGUGGAAGGGAAAGAGGUAGAGGAAGAGAUCGGGGACGCGACCGUAGGAGAGAUAUCAGAGACAGAGAUAGGGAUGAGAGAAGAGAAAGAGAGAACAGAGAAAAUCGCGAAGGCAAUCCACAAAAUCAAAGCCUUCAAGAAAAUGAUUCCACUCCGAAAAAGGACGCUAAGCCGAGCUUAGCGGAUCGCCUACGUCAAUUGGCUGACGGUACUCUUCCCCUGGAAGAUCGAGUUGAUCGAAUACCCCCUCGUAGCCGGCAAGAUCGAGACAGGUCGGAUAGAAGCUUUGAUGACUCCCGAGCAGCACGUGGUGAACCACUCUCAUCGCUAAUGGAUUUACCGAAAUUCGGUUUACCUCAAGAAAGAAGUGACUUUCCUGCUCGACCGCCAGAUUUCCGAAAUCCCCAAGAUCCAAGAGAAUUUCAACAACAGAGAGACAGACAGAAUUUUGGAAGAGGUCCUAGAGGAUCACAAAUGCAUGAAGAAUUUAUGGACGCUCCAAGGAUACAGGGUGGUAUGUUCCAAGAAGAGUUCGAUAAUAGAAUACAUGGGCAGCAAAGAAUAGAAGAAUUUGGAAGACUUGGACCCCCCCGAGAACAGAGGGAGGAAUUUGACAGGUCUGAAGUGAGAGGAAGAAGGCCGCUUGAUGAUCGGGAUCGGUUUGAUUAUGAAAUUAGGCGGGAUGGUUUCGAUCCACGGCUACAGGAUGGCUUCGAUCCAAGAGGACAUCUGGAUCGUGGUGAUUUUGAACCUAGAAGACGAGAAUUUUUUGGAAUUGAACCCAUGUUUGGAAUGCCACCUAUUAUGGGACCCAGAGGUCCGAGACCUGGUCAUCCCGAUGGGUUUGGUCCUCGUCCAGCUCCUUUAGGUGCUCGUGGCCCCGGACCUUUAAUGUUCCAUCCAAGAGGGUUAGGACCUCGUCCUCUUCGCCCUGGUAUGAGACCUUUUGGUCCACGUGGUCCACCGUUUGAUCCUCGUGAGCCGGAUGCUUUUUUCAGACCUCCUUUCGAUGAUAUUCGCCCACAUGUUCGGCCACCAUUUGGACCUAUGGGCCCUCCAUCCAUUCUUCCUCCAGAGUCUGCUGCUCCGUGGAGAAAUCAGGAACACCCUCCCGGCUCAUGGCCUCCUGAUUCUGAAAAUCAUUCGCAAAGAGACAAUCCCAGAGACAAAAAAGGUGUUAAACAUCCAAACAACCAAAAUAUGGAACGGGACAGUCGGAACAACAGGGGACGUAAAUCUAGGUGGGCCAAUGUGAGUCCAUCCGGAGAGGAAACGGAAGAACCGAAAGAGCAGGAACCAUCUUCUGUUCCUGUUGAUGUGAAAGAAGAAUCUAUCAAGGAAGAGGAAGCUGUUGUGAAACCUGAAGAACAAAAAACUGAAUUAAUGGAAGUAAUUCCUAGUGAAAAGAAGGAGGAUUUGGAAGAAUCAUCAAUUGAGACGAAACAAGAAGAAGGCAUUGAAACGACGAAGGAGGAAGAGGACCGCAGGGAUUCUUAGACCAAAGUAAAGAGCGAUUUUUCUCUUUAAGAUUUUUUCUUACUCUGUGGAGUGGUGUGAAGGGGGACUCAUUAUAUUGAGCUGAAUUAGGUCGGAACAAAAUAACUUCUUUGGAAAAUGAAACGCUAAAUACUAGAUUAAUUAUUACAUUCGAUUAAUGAUAUUAUUGUGAAAUCAAAUAUACGUUGAUUUCAGAUAUUGGCUAUGAAAUUAUAAUAAAGGUAUUUCUAUAGAAAAUUAACCGAUAGAAAGAAUUAUAAAAAAUGUAAUUGAAGAGCCACAAGUCGCACUUAAAAUGAAUAAUUUUGAGAGACGUAGUAUUAAAAUUUAAUAAACAAAAAUGUUAAAUUUAAAUUGAUUUUUAUAUCAUUAUAUAACGUGCAAAAUGAAAGUAGUAGAAAGAAUUUAAAUGCUUAAUGAAAAGCAAAUUUUCUUAAGAAGUGAGCGUUUCAAAUUUCAAAGAAAUCAAUUUUUUAAUCGGCUACACGUGUGAGGCACUGUGAUUUGAGAACACAGGACCUAUGACCCGUGGAUACUCCAAGUGGCGACUUAUUUAUUAAAUUGUAAAUACUUUUGUAUUUUCGUAGUAAACAAUUAUACAGUGCAUCAUGUUUGAGCGCGUCAAUUCAAUUAUUUCUUAAGCUAUUAAAACUACAUUAUUGUUUACACAGAAUUUGCUUUGUGUUAAAUGAGAAAAGAUAAUGGCGGACUGAAAUAUUUAUAAAUCAAUUGUUGCAAAGAUUUCAAGUUUGCCUACAAAUUUUUAAAUGUAAUUACCUAUUUUUAUGAUACUAAUCUUUAGUUCGUUGAAUUCAUCUCAGAACGCACAACAUAAACAUAUACAUAUAGUUUCAUUUGGAAAAAUGGUGGUGAUCUUGAAAUCUAUGAAACAUUUAAAUUCAUUACUAAGUUUUUUCUCUAAGACAAUACAACUUCUGCAUAAACAUCUUUUUUAUAUUUUCCAUGGCCUAAGAAAUAAUUGACUGUACACAUUCAAACCAUACCUACUGUAUAGAUAGAUGAAUCUUAAUAGUAGGAUCUUGAUUAACCGUACAUCUUACAAACUUCAAGUAUUUUCAUAUGGACAUUUUUGUUGAUUGAACUCUAUAUUCAAUACAAGUCUUAUAAUGCAGAUUUUACAUAUGUAUAUAUGUGAUAUACAUACAUAUAUAGUAUAUUUACGAAUUUAAUAGCAUGUAUUAAAUUUAAUUUUUAGCUACAUCUUCUUGAAAGAUUUUUUAUUAAUUGUUAAUUACACACUGAACAGUGAUUUGAACUUUGGAAUAAAGUUACAUUUAUACAGAAUUGAACGUUCGAUCAACAGAAAAGGUCAGAAAUAAAAUAUGUAUGCGCUAAUUCGGGUAAGCAAGAUUCUACCACCGCAAAUAUUUAAAUAGAUAGAGAGAGAGAUUAUAUAUAUAAAUAUAUAUUUAUAUACACUUAUAUAUAUAUAAAUAUAUAUUUAUAUAUAUAUGUGUAUGAGAAUGAAUGUAAACUACAAAGAAUGGAAGAGAAUGAGUGGGAGAGAGUGAUUGAGAGAAAGAGAGAGAAAAAACGAGAGAAAGUGAAAUAGAGAGCGAGAGUAUAUAUAGCGCCCUUGUUCGGCGUAGCUCAAUCAAACGAACGAAAAAUAAAUAUUUUCUAUAUAACAUCUUUUUUCAUAAGCAGAAUUAUAGCCUCUCAUUCCGCUUGGCUCCCGGAAUUGCCUUACGUUGUUUUGUUUACUUUUAAGAGAACUCCUGGCAUUGGAUACUUCAGAUCGAAUAAUUCAUUUAAUUGCACCCAGUUAUAAAAGACAUCUCGUGAAUUAUGAAAUUCUAUUUAAAUAAUUUUGUCUGGGAGUCUUCGUAGGAAAAUUAAAAAUUUUAAUUAUUCACUAACACUGAUCAACCAUGCAUAAAAAUUUAAUUAAUUUUUUUAGUUUUACCUACUUUUGUUUCUAUUCAAAUGAAAGCUCUUAAUUAAGUAUGGGAAAAAGUUACGGAGAAAAGUUGCAUAGUUCAAAUGAGAAUGUAUAGUGAACAAAACAAUUUUAAGAAAUUGUUUUUAACUGUCUUAUUUACAUGGCAAUUAUUAUUACCUUAAAGUGCGUGCAUUGAUAUAAUUCUUGGUUAUUUCUCUUCGAGUGUAGUACUAUUCUAAUCGGAUUUGAUAUGUCUUCUAACUAUGCAUUUUUUAUCUGGAAAAUUUUUCCUCCGAAUAUCAAAUUAUUCUGUGAUCAAUAUUUUAUGGUGCAAACACGUUCAAUUAAGAAACACAGAAGUGUUCAUUAUCAAGAAAGAAAAGAAAGAUACGUUGUGAACGAUAUUCGGAAUGGAAUGAAAUCUUUUCAGAGCAGCUUUGGAUACUUGUUCAGUACUCGUACUCGUGUGUUCACAUGCGUGAGUCUCUCUCUCUGUCGCCACACGACGAUGGAACACCAGCCACCAGGUCGCUUGCGCUCAAACAGAGUGACAAGUGCAAGGUACUGUUGUGUUUAUAACUCAUUAUAUUUAUAUACUGAAUGCUAUAUUUCUUUCUGGACGAACUACAACGAAAGCAUCCUGAAAUGCAUCAAAUCGUUGUUAUUAUUACUAUUAUUAUUAUUAUUAUUAUUAUUAUUAUUAUUAUUAUUAUCAUUAUUAUUAUUAUUAGUAUUAGUAUUAUUGUUGUUGAUUGAUGUUGUACAAACGAUUUGAACGUCGGAACGAGGCAAAUCGUCUGAAUGAAUAUAAUUUCCAAUUUUUAAACUGUUCUCAUCAGCUGUGCUCAAGUGAAUCUUUAGAUAAACUGAGCUUACUUGAUUUAGAUCUUUUAGUAAUUCAAAUCAUUUUUCAUAAUUGGGACAUUAAUUUUAUUUUAAGCAGUAGCAAUAUUAGUAUACUUUAUAUAUUUAACGUGUAGAGUUUAAUAUUACGAAAUGCUAUAUCAAAUGAUAAGAUUGUACAUUUUGUUCGUAAUUGCUGUGCAAUAAUUGAUGGUACGAGCGAUGAUUGCACAUAGAAUAAUUACUCUUUAAUGACUAAAUAUUAUUUGUCAAGUACAAGAAAAACAUGUUUAUUCUGUUAAUUAUGGUUAAUUAAUGGUUAGAUUGGUUAGUCUAAUUUAUCAAAUUUUUGAUAAAUCUUUCACAAAUUUAAAUCUAAUUUAAUAAUCGACACCAAGUUUAAUAUAAUCCGCCCCAGAGUAAUGAUUUUCAAACGCUAAUGAAAUUUGGCUAACAAUCGAAACUUGUUGCGACAUAGUUUCGUGUAAACACAAGUUCGUCCAGAAUGCAAUAAUAUUUUUUUACCAAAUAUUAUAAAUUUCUUUUGAAGUUAGAUCGAAAAAAUUAAGAAGAACAUAACCGAAAGUAGUAUAAAGAGCCCGUGCACCACUCCGGAGCAGAGUUUAAGAAAAAAGAGUUCCAUUUUUCAAUUUUAAGAAAAUAGCUUAACGAGCAGAAAAGAGUAGAAGGACCCAAUAUUAAUUCAUUUACAUAAACAAAUCAUACUUUAUGUGACGUUUCGUUUACUAAUUUAUACGCAAGUGACGAGCAAUAACAGGAUUAACAAAUUGAAAAGGCAACGAAAAUCAUAUUUUAUAAUCAAUCUAUAUAUCAUAGAUUGCAAAUAAGUUAUCCUUUUUAUUCUUUUAUUUAACCAAAAUAUACUUGUCCUCAUUAUCAAUUAAUUAAAUAUCAAUUUACUUCCA